AUGGCUUUACCUUUGCUUCUUAACACCAUUUGCACUAUAAACUCUCAAAUCCCAAAACCCAUUUCCACUGUUGCUACAAUAGAGUCCUUCAUCGACUUUCCCACCAUUGCUUGCUUUCUUUCUGAACUUCAUAGAAUGAACUCUGAGUUGGGCAGAAUUGCUCUGUCAUCUUCCAUGGCUUCUGCGUUCUACAGCUAUUGCAUUAUGUUUCUAGGACAUCUCUUGAAUGCACCAAAUGUUAAAAGAUAUGAGAUGUUCUCAAUAAUUUUGUCUUCCAUCAUUCUCAUAUCCAUCAUCAUUUAUGUGUUUCGGCCUGCCAUUGUUGGGAUGAUGAAGCAGAAUCCGACCGGACAGCCGUUGACGGAGGGUUAUGUGAUUACCUUGCUUUUAGGGGUACUGGUGACUAGCCUCUUUUGCCAGGCCACUGGUUUGCAUCUACAUUUUGGUUCCCUUGUACUUGGGAUUGCAAUCCCUUCGGGGCCUCCCAUUGGAUCAACAUUGGUAGAGAGGCUUAAUUUCAUCAACUCGUGGGUUUUCAUGCCAAUCUUCUUUGUCAAAAUAGGCUGGUUUAUCAAUAUCUUUACCAUUAAACUCAAAAAGUUCUUACUCCUGUCCUGCACUAUUGUUGUUGUURCRUUGGGAAAGUUUUUAGGCACCUUUAUGAUUUCACUCUMCUUCAAACUACGMGUGAGAGAYGCCGUAUUGCUCGGCCUCAUCGUGAAUAGUCAAGGAGCUAUGGAGCUUGGUUUGUUUUAUUCGAGGAAGAAAGAAAAGAUAUUUGAUAACGAAACAUUUUCAGUUAUGUGCAUAUGCAUGGUGAUUUUGGUUGCAGUUAUCACUCCCAUACUGAGAUAUCUCAAUGAUCAUUCAAAUACAUAUGUAGUUUACAACAAACGAACGAUGAUGCACUCGAGAUCAAAUUCUGAUCUCCGUUUAUUAGUUUGCAUUCAUGACCAAGACGAUGUUCCUAAUGCCAUUAAACUUCUCGAGGUCUUGAAUCCAACGAGACAAAGCCAUCUUGUUGUUCACAUGCUUCAUCUUGUUGAGCUUCUUGGCCGUGCUAACCCACAAUUCAUUGCCCACAAACUUAAGAACGUAGGUACUUCAAGGUCUUGCCCUUCUGAGCAUAUCGUUAAUGCCUUCAAAUACUUUGGACAGAGCAUCUGUGACAUAGUUGAAAUUUAUCCUUUCAUCAUUAUACCACGUCUUGCGACUAUGCACCAUGAUGUUUGUACGCUCGCAUUCGACAAAGAGACUUCUUUGGUUCUUGUUCCUUUCCACAAGAGAUUUCAUUCCAAUGGUAUGUUGUCAUUGUGCAAAAGUAAAAUGAGAACAGUUAACAAUCACAUCCUUGACAAGGCACCCUGCUCUAUCGCCCUUGUUGUUGACCGCGGACUCUUGAAAGUCUCAAGCUCUAUCACAACGAACUUGCAUUCUUUUCACAUAACCGUGGUCUUCACAGGUGGACCAGACGACCGAGAGGCAAUAUUCAUUGGGGCAAGAAUGGCUAGGCACCCCAAUAUCAACUUGACAAUGAUUCGUCUAGUGGAGAAUGAAAAUUUCCCGUGCUAUAACUUAGAAGAGAUGAGACUUGACGAUGAGGCAGUGAGCAAGUUUCGACAAACCAUGGUAAAGAGUAAUUUACAAAGAAAAGGUGGUUACAGAUGGCACUGGAACGGUCUCUAUACUCCGUUCGAUGGGGAACAAUUUCGACCUUGUAAUGGUAGGAAGACGCCAUUGCCUGAGUUCGCCUCUUGUUUAAGGGUUGAUACUUUGGAAUGA
Momordica charantia (bitter melon) is the source of this 1782-nucleotide messenger RNA. The record is from RefSeq and is a predicted model, not a curated record. NCBI's taxonomy places the organism in Eukaryota, Viridiplantae, Streptophyta, Magnoliopsida, Cucurbitales, Cucurbitaceae.